AUGGUCACAUUUAUUCCUGAUGAUCUUGAACUUUGGACUUUGUUUGAGGUGGACAGUUAUGUUGGUGGAGUGGAAAGUCUCAAGAAUUUUAACAGGCCCAAGCCCGUUUCAUCCUGUAACUUGAACAGUUAUGAAGAAAUUUCAGCAGCUGUCUACAGUCGAAACAUCACCAAUCUCCCUCAUCAGGACACUAUUAUUUAUGGCUAUCUACAAUCCUUCAAGUAUUUUGAUUUCAUGAAAUCAGAAAUUCUACAACACCAAUUCCAUUUUAAAGAAAAGUACAGGAACCUUGCGGAAGUGAUGCUUCAACGAGCCAUCACCACGCACAAGUCAAAUGUCCAAUCCCGUAAUGGUUAUCUGGUUGAUAUAGUUGUGGUUGGUAUACAUGUUAGACGAGGGGAUUUUGUUCGGAGCCAAUCACAGGGUUAUGUACCAGCCCCCCUGCCUUAUUUCUACCGUGCCAUGAACUAUUUUCAUACAAGAUACCCAAACGUCAUGUUCUUUGUUUGUAGCAAUGAGAUUAUUUGGUGCAAGAAAUAUCUGGAUGAUGAUAACAUUUUCUAUUCCGACAGCGCCAGCGACUAUGUAGAUUUGGCUGCAUUGUCUUUAUGUAAUCACACGAUUAUCUCAUCAGGUUCGUAUUCUUGGUGGGCUGGCUAUCUCAAUCGUAAGUGUAUUAUUGUGCACUUAUCUAUCUGUUUAUCUGCGUCUGUUUCUUUUUUAUCUAUCUAUCUAUCUAUCUAUCUAUCUAUCUAUCUAUCUAUCUAUCUAUCUAUCUAUCUGUGA
Messenger RNA from Acanthosepion pharaonis, 786 nucleotides. The record is from the annotation of a GenBank genome assembly. Lineage: Eukaryota; Metazoa; Mollusca; Cephalopoda; Sepiida; Sepiidae.